Molecule: messenger RNA, 1707 nt
Organism: Agrilus planipennis (emerald ash borer)
Lineage: Eukaryota; Metazoa; Arthropoda; Insecta; Coleoptera; Buprestidae
Product: F-box/LRR-repeat protein 20
Exons: 4
Biological process (GO): SCF-dependent proteasomal ubiquitin-dependent protein catabolic process
Cellular component (GO): SCF ubiquitin ligase complex
Molecular function (GO): protein binding
Source: RefSeq, a predicted model, not a curated record
UUUGAUUUUCAGAAAGAUGUAGAAGGCCCAAUAAUAGAAAAUAUUUCUAGAAGAUGUGGUGGUUUUCUCAGACAGCUAUCUUUAAGGGGUUGCCAGUCCAUUGCAGAUGGUUCAAUGAAAACAUUAGCUGCAUUAUGUCCAAAUGUAGAGGAUCUCAAUCUAAAUGGUUGCAAAAAAAUAACAGAUUCAACUUGCCAGGCUUUAGCAAAACAUUGUGUUAAAAUACAAAAACUUAAUUUAGAUAGUUGUGCUGCAAUCACAGACUUAUCGUUAAAGGCACUUAGUGAUGGUUGUCCUCAGUUAACACAUAUUAAUAUUAGUUGGUGUGGAAAUGUUACUGAAAAUGGUGUUGAAGCCUUGGCAAGAGGUUGUCCUAAAUUGAAAAGCUUUAUUAGCAAAGGAUGCAGACAAAUUACAUCAAAAGCAGUGGUUUGUCUUGCUAGAUUUUGUGAAGGAUUGGAAGUUGUAAAUUUGUUAGGAUGUAAUAAUAUUNCCGUUUUGGAGUUAGAUAACUGCCCUUUAAUAACCGAUGCUUCUCUAGAACAUCUCACAUCAUGCCAUAACUUACAACGUGUAGAACUUUAUGACUGCCAGCUAAUUACCAGAGUUGGAAUUAGAAGACUACGAAGUCAUUUAACCAACAUAAAGGUGCACGCUUAUUUUGCUCCAGUUACUCCUCCUCCUUCAGCAGGUGGUUCGCGCCAACGCUACUGCAGAUGUUGUAUUAUUCUUUGAGACUGCUGCCCGCACGGCUUUGAUGAUCCGUAACAAUUAUGUGUUUGAGAACACAGGGUUUUGUGCGAAAACAAAAAUGUAAUCAACGAAUAGCCUUCAAUUUUGUGUGCGCAGCCAAGUUCCUCUUGAACUUGGUUCUUUGACAUUUGAAGGUCGCAGUUUACGAUGGUAUUGCAUAAAAAAAUCAAAAAGUGUACUUACAUGAAUUUACCAGUAUCACUGAAGAAAUGUUUGUUUCUUAUGUAUCUAUUCAGACCACUAUAUUUUUAUGCAAGAAACAGAACCUGGAGAAACAUUUUUAAAAACAAAAAUGAAUAGAUAGUGGAUUUUUCUAGACUAUAGUGGCCUUUUGUAACGGUUGUGACCCAUUCCUGAUUUUUACACCCUAUUCAACCUUUUUCUUUGUGGUGUACGUAAACGUUGCUUUUUCGUUGCCGGUGUACUAUAAUAAUUGCUUAAAAUGAGGUAAAAGCAAAAUAGAUUUCUCAACAAAUAGUAUUAACUGCAAUACAAACCUUGUAAUCGUAAAGUAUAAAAGAAUAUUAAUGUAAACAUCAAUUUAUUUAAUUCAUAAUCUGACACUGUCGUUAUUUAUAGUAUGUGUAUGAGAAUUAGUAAGUAACCUCUUUUUUGUAUCAUUUUCCUUUUCAUAUGAGGCAGUAUUUAAUUUUAAUUUACUGAAAGCUUCUAAAAGCUCAUGAUUUAAAUGUUUGUUUUUAAUUUAUGAUGUAAAGAUUUUGCUAAAUACCACACACUCUUGUAUAUUUACGAUUUCAAAGCUGCAACAAGUUUGUUAAUAUAAUGUACAUAUAUAUUCGUGAAUUUAAUUUAAAUCAAAAAUUGAUGAUUAGCUACUAAAUCGUUACAGUAUUACACAUUUAGUUGCUACCAUUAAUUAUUUAUAUUUAUAUACUUUCGGAUAAAUAAUUGUGAUAAAAACUGCUUUUGUUUCUCAUACUGAAAUAAAAAUAA